Messenger RNA from Abrus precatorius (Indian licorice), 2031 nucleotides. RefSeq names its product tryptophan aminotransferase-related protein 2-like. NCBI's taxonomy places the organism in Eukaryota, Viridiplantae, Streptophyta, Magnoliopsida, Fabales, Fabaceae. The transcript is spliced from 6 exons. Gene Ontology annotation, biological process: amino acid metabolic process. The coding region runs from base 706 to 2031 and encodes 441 amino acids. Gene Ontology annotation, molecular function: transaminase activity; carbon-sulfur lyase activity. The record is from RefSeq and is a predicted model, not a curated record.
GUGUUAAUGUCGAAACCUUUUACUCUAGCUUGAAUAAUAUCAAGCAUGUAUAUCUUCCUCCUUUUUCCUGGUGUUAUACAUAGCUUGACACUACAACACUGUCAAAUUUUUUUUCUUCUAUCUGUGAUACUGGUGCUACACAGUCAAUUCAGGAUAAGCAUGGCUUUACUGUUUUCAAGAUCUGCCAUCCAAAAGCUCUGAAUUUUCUGGUAAAGCUAACUUAGGAUUUUUUGAUUAGUGUGAUAAUAUGCUUUGAGACUGAACUAUCUUCUUCCCUUCAUUCUCACUUCACAGCCAUAUCUCCAAUUCCAAAGACCACAACCUCCUCAUUUAAUUUUUAGAAUAUUUCUAAUAUCAAAAUACAUUCUGAAGUGCCUUUUAUUUACUACUUUGCUUUGGUCUUAUUAUUUAUAUUAUUUUUUCCUUUGUCCAUUGUCACUUAAGUCCGUUCAACCCGGGGAGUGGACUCAAAUUCAAACGCUCAUUCUUUAUCUUUGAUUCUUGCUCUGUUUUUUAGGCUUUUUAUUAUUGGAGACUUUCCGUUUCACAAUCGUUUCUUCAAUUUUUUAUCCCGACUAUAACCGUUUUAUAGCGGGAUUUAAGCCCUCACCGACCGAACCUCGAAUUUUAACCUCUUUAUCAAACACUUGUCACCAAAUUUCUUGUAUUGUUAAAGGUUUUCUAGAGCUCUGUGUGUAGUGUUGGAUGAUGGCAAAGCUUCCAACUAUGUUUACCUUAAGGCACUUUCUUGUGCUGUCGUUGGCUCUGAACGUGAGCUUGAUUCUGAGAAUGGUGUAUGAGAGUGAAGAAGGAGACAACAGUAAAGGGAUGGAACCUAAGAGGGAAGGGCAUGUUGCUCAAAAAUCACGUUUAUCCAUAUCCUCUACUUCUUAUCUGGUUAAUUCUACUCGCGCGGAUCAUGGUGGAGGAAGGGAUAAAGUGAUCGACCUGGACCAUGGAGAUCCUACAAUGUAUGAAAGAUUUUGGCGACAAAUGGGUGACAAGACUACAAUCGUAAUUCCAGGAUGGCAAUCCAUGAGCUAUUUUUCUGAUGUGUCAAACAUUUGCUGGUUUCUUGAGCCUGAGUUUGCGAAGGAGGUUGUAAGGUUGCACAAUGUGGUGGGAAAUGCUGUCACAGAAGGUCGCCAUAUUGUGGUAGGGACAGGUUCCUCUCAGCUAAUUCUGGCUGCUCUUUUCGCUCUGUCUUCGCCUGACGCUGCUGAACCAAUCAGCGUGGUAUCUGCCGUACCCUAUUACUCGUCCUACCCAGCAUUGGCAAAUUACCAAAAGUCUGGCCUAUACAAAUGGGCUGGGGAUGCAGUGAGUUAUGACAAAGAUGGUCCAUACAUUGAGCUGGUUACUUCUCCCAAUAACCCUGAUGGAUAUACAAGGCGAUCAGUGGUCAACCAAAGCCAGGGACUACUGAUUCAUGACCUUGCCUAUUAUUGGCCGCAAUACACUCCAAUAUCAUUCCCUUCAGAUCAUGAUCUUACUCUUUUCACUGCCUCAAAAAGCACUGGUCAUGCGGGAAUGCGCAUAGGGUGGGCUCUUGUGAAAGACAAAGAGGUAGCAAAGAAAAUGACUAAAUUCAUAGAGCUAAAUACAAUUGGUGUCUCAAAGGAUUCUCAACUGAGAGCUGCCAAGGUUUUAAAGGCAGUUUCAGAUAGCUGCGAAGAAGAAAACUCCCAAGACGUGGAAUCAUUUUUCAAGUACAGCUACAUGCACAUGGAGCAAAGGUGGAAGCAACUGAGAGAAGUAGUUGGGGCCAGCGGUUUGUUCAGUUUGCCCCAUUUUUCUCCUGCAUUCUGCACCUUCUUUGGUAAGGAGAUGGAGCCUCAACCAGCUUUCGUGUGGUUGAAGUGUGAGGGAGAUAUAGAAGACUGCGAAAGCUUCUUAAGGGGACACAAAAUUGUAACAAGAGGAGGGAGAAACUUCGGGGCAAGCCCAAAAUUCGUAAGAAUUAGCAUGCUGGAUACAGAUGAAACUUAUGUACAGUUAAUAGAUAGACUAUCCGCCAUACAGCGAAAAUAA